Molecule: messenger RNA, 4253 nt
Organism: Mauremys mutica (yellowpond turtle)
Lineage: Eukaryota; Metazoa; Chordata; Testudines; Geoemydidae
Gene: LRIG3
Product: leucine rich repeats and immunoglobulin like domains 3
Exons: 19
Coding region: 65-3403 (1112 amino acids)
Molecular function (GO): protein binding
Source: RefSeq, a predicted model, not a curated record
AGCCGGCAGGUUGCGCCCGGGCGCCGUGGGCGAGAGCGGGGCGGCGGCCCAGGGAGCCCCGGCCAUGAGCUGCCCGCUCCGCGCUGCCCCAGCUGCCGCGCUGGGCUUGCUGCUGCUGCUCGGCCGCCUGGCGGGGAGCUCGGCCGCCGGCUCCCCCUCGUGCCCGGCUCCGUGCCGCUGCUUCGGGGACCUGCUGGACUGCAGCCGCCUCAAGCUGAGCCGGGUGCCCGAGCGGCUCCCGCAGGGGGUGCUGCAGCUGGACUUAAGUCACAACAGAUUAUCUUCAAUCAAAGCCAGUUCCUUGAGUCACCUUCAUAGUCUUCGAGAAAUAAAACUGAACAAUAAUGAAUUGGAGACCAUACCUAAUCUGGGACCAGUCUCUGCAAAUAUUACUCUUCUGUCCUUGACCAGUAACAAGAUUGGAGGCAUCUUGCCUGAACAUCUGAAACCAUUUCAGUCUCUAGAAACUUUGGACCUGAGCAACAAUAAUAUUUCAGAGUUGAAAACUGCAUCAUUUCCUUCUUUGCAGCUCAAGUAUCUGUACAUUAACAGUAAUCGAAUAACCUCCAUGGAGCCAGGUGUCUUUGACAGUUUGUCUAGCACACUUCAAGUAUUGAAACUGAACAGGAACAAAAUUUCAGUCAUCCCUCAAAAGAUGUUUAAACUGUCCCAUCUGCAGCACCUGGAGCUGAAUCGCAACAAAAUAAAAAAAAUAGAUGGGCUUACUUUCCAAGGACUUACUGCUUUGAAAUCACUAAAAAUGCAACGAAAUGGGGUAAAUAGACUCAUGGAUGGAGCUUUCUGGGGACUAACCAACAUGGAAGUCUUGCAGCUGGACCAUAACAACCUAACAGAGAUUACCAAAGGCUGGCUUUAUGGCUUGCUGAUGUUGCAGCAGCUCCAUCUCAGCCAAAACGCCAUCAGCAGGAUCAGCUCCGAUGCCUGGGAAUUUUGCCAGAAACUCAGCGAGCUAGAUUUAACAUUUAAUCACUUAGCAAGAUUGGAUGAUUCAAGCUUCGUUGGUUUAAGCCUACUAGUUGGACUGUAUAUUGGGAACAACAAAGUAAACUACAUUGCUGAUUGUGCCUUCCGGGGACUUUCCAGUUUAAAGACUUUGGAUCUGAAGAACAAUGAAAUCUCAUGGACUAUUGAAGAUAUGAAUGGUGCAUUCUCUGGACUUGACAAACUUAGAAUGCUGAUACUCCAAGGAAACAGGAUUAGGUCCAUUACAAAGAAAGCAUUUUCUGGUUUGGAUGCACUUGAACACCUAGAUCUAAGUAAUAAUGCAAUCAUGUCAGUGCAAGGAAAUGCAUUUUCGCAAAUGAAGAAACUUGAAGAAUUGCACUUAAAUACAUCAAGUCUUUUGUGUGACUGCCAGCUAAAAUGGCUACCACAGUGGGUAUCAGAAAACAACUUUCAGAGCUUUGUGAAUGCCAGUUGUGCCCAUCCUCCACUGCUAAAAGGCAGAAGUAUCUUUGCUGUUAGCCCAGAUGAGUUUGUGUGCGAUGAUUUUCCUAAACCACAGAUCACUGUCCAGCCAGAAACCCAGUCAGCAAUCAAAGGCUCCAAUUUGAGUUUCGUAUGUUCAGCAGCCAGCAGCAGUGACUCCCCUAUGACGUUUGCAUGGAAAAAGGACAAUGAAUUACUGCAUGAUGCUGAAAUGGAGAAUUAUGCACAUCUCCGGGCACGGGGUGGUGAAGUGAUGGAAUACACUACCAUACUUCGGCUACGCAAUGUUGAAUUCAGCAAUGAGGGAAAAUACCAGUGUGUUAUUUCAAAUCACUUUGGUUCAUCCUACUCUGUCAAAGCCAAGCUUACAGUUAACAUGCUGCCAUCAUUUACAAAGAUGCCCAUGGACCUAACCAUUCGUGCUGGGGCAACGGCACGAUUAGAAUGUGCUGCAGUUGGUCAUCCAGUACCGCAGAUUGCUUGGCAGAAAGAUGGUGGCACAGACUUUCCUGCAGCACGCAAGAGACGUAUGCAUGUCAUGCCCGAGGAUGAUGUAUUCUUUAUUGUUGAUGUAAAAAUUGAGGACACUGGAGUUUAUAGCUGUACAGCUCAAAACACUGCUGGGAGCAUUUCAGCUAAUGCAACACUGACAGUACUAGAAACACCAUCAUUUUUGCGGCCCUUGCUAGACCGGACAGUAACAAAAGGUGAAACUGCAGUCUUGCAGUGCAUUGCUGGUGGUAGCCCUCCACCUCGGUUGAACUGGACUAAGGAUGACAGCCCAUUGGUGGUAACAGAAAGGCACUUCUUCGCUGCAGGCAACCAGUUACUGAUUAUUGUGGAUACAGACAUUGAAGAUGCUGGGAAAUACACUUGUGAAAUGUCUAAUACACUUGGAACAGAGAGAGGCAACAUUCGUCUAAAUGUAAUUCCUACUCCCACCUGUGAUUCUCCUCAGAACAUUGCUCCAUCGUUGGAUGAUGAUGGAUGGGCCACAGUCGGCGUAGUGAUCAUAGCAGUGGUUUGCUGUGUGGUGGGCACUUCCCUUGUGUGGGUGGUCAUCAUAUACCACACAAGGAGAAGAAAUGAAGAUUGCAGCAUCACAAAUACAGAUGAGACAAACUUGCCUGCUGACAUUCCAAGUUACCUGUCAUCCCAGGGAACAUUAGCUGAAAGGCAGGAUGGGUAUGGGUCAUCAGAAAAUGGAAGUCAUCAUCAGUUCAUAACUUCUUCAAUGGGGGGAUAUUUUUUACAGCAGAGAGAUAGUAAUGGCAUUUGUCAUCUAGAUAAUGGCAGUGAAACAGACCUGGAGGUUGUUACAGAUCCAUUCUUAUGCCACUAUCUGGGGACUUCAGGGACUGUGUAUUUAAAAGGGAAUGCUUAUGGCUCUGACGCUUUUGAAGCAUACCAUACAAGCUGCAGCCCUGACCAAAGAACAGUGUGCAUGGACCCAUGUGACUCUAGUUACUUAAAGAAAAAGGAACGCUAUCCGUAUUCACUUGGAACAUUAUCACAUUCACCAGAAGAUCCCUUUGACCAGUAUGUUGGCAGCAUUGGAAUGCAGGCUACAAGUAACAAAUUGCUUAACUCUACUUACACGCCAAAUGAAGGAAUUGGAGUGAAAAGCUUGAGUCUAAACUCAGACAUCUUUGAUUUGAACAGAAAUCAGGAAUCAUCCUCUAUUACCACUAGUAGCACUUUCAUGGGAACAUUUGGAAAGUCUCUAUGGAGGCCUCAACUGGACUCUUUUUCGAGCUGUAGGCAGCCAGCAAGUUGUCAACCAAAAACCUUCCAUAAUAAUAAUCCUCAAGCCUCAUUGGACUUUGACUCAGAGGCAGAGGAAGAUGGAAAGGACAGGACGGUUUCUCAUGAGGAAAACAGCAUUUGUGCUUACAAACAGGCCUUUGAAAACUUUAGGACUCCUACUUUCCAGUCUUAUGACCUGAACACAUAGCUGCUUUUGGAAUGGCUGUUGAUCGAUGGAACCAAAGAAAUAUUUUUGACAUACUACCUCAAUGUGGAGCUUUAUUUAAAAGGGGCGGGGGGAAUCCAUUUUUUUAAUGGAGCUAUGAUAUCAGAAAGAAUGGAUACAUUUUUAUACAGAUAAAACAUAAUUGCCAAAGUGUUAUAAAAUUUUAUACAGGGAAUACAUUCCUUAGAGAAGUACUAUAUUUCUAAUUAUUUUAUAGCUUUGUUUUAUGCAAAUGGUAUCUCUUGUAAAUUAAUGAUGUAAAUAAUACCAUGUAUAUUUCCUGUCAGACUUCAUUUUAUUGAAAUGAGUACUAAAGCAUCCUAAACUUGUACCAAUAUCUGUACUUCUUUAUGAAUGGACGUUCCAUGCCGUUCGCAGGUACCAUGCAUCUUAUUUGCACAUCACUUUUAAUAAAAUAUGCUGCCUUGUGGUCUUGAAACACAGUAGAGUGUGAAGAAUGCAAGGUGGAGGUAUGUUGAUAGAAAUUGAAAAUGUAUGUUGUGCAUAUAACCCUCUGGCCCAUAUCUCAUCAGUUUGUCUAAAAUGUAGAGCAUAUGGAUUCAUCAUAUUAGAUAUCUGCUGCCCUUAGAAGUAGUUCUGGUUAUACAGUUUCCCUAAAUUGUCCCACAUGCACACAAGACUGGCUGUCUAGUCAGCUGUCUAGCCGUGUGUGUACAAAUAACUUUAACGUACACCUCUAAUGGUGGAUAUGCAGAGUGGACACACAAAUACACAGCAAGCAACUUAGUGUAAAAAAAAAAAUAAAUCCAUCCUAGACGUUUACCUGGUAGUAUCAUUCUCCUCUAAAUAAAUGGCUUGAAUAUUAAAUAUU